This is a messenger RNA of Phaedon cochleariae (mustard beetle), 1014 nucleotides long. NCBI's taxonomy places the organism in Eukaryota, Metazoa, Arthropoda, Insecta, Coleoptera, Chrysomelidae. The record is from the annotation of a GenBank genome assembly.
AUGUUUUCAUCUUUCUGGAAACUAGGAUCAUGGGGCGAGAAGAAAGUUUUUGUUAGAGGUUUGGUUAACACGCGACCUGUCAGAAGGAGACGAAAGAUGAUUUCAGAAGCAGAAGAAAAUUUCAAAAAGUCUCAAGGGCAUGAUUAUUUCUUGAAAACCAUUAAUGGAAACCGCAUAAAAGUGUGUCGUUUACUAUUUAUAAACACGCUUGGACUAGGCGAAGACAGUUUGAAACGAUGGAUGAAAGAAACUGAUUUCAGUACUGGACAUAACUCGUCCACUUCAAAUUCUGAUACCUCUUCCCAAUCGUUAUCAAUAGUUGAGACCAAGAGAGUGAAAUCUCAAGAAACUCGCAGAUCUAUCGAGCGAAAACAGGUUACUGAAACCGUGAUGACAUGGCUCUCCAGCAUACCGAAAGUACCAUCACAUUAUUGCAGAGCAUCAUCUAAUAUGAGAUAUGUGGACAAUGAAUUUAUUUCUAAAAAUAACAUGUACAAAAUAUUCAAAAACUGGUGCAUUGAUGAACAAAAGAAAGCAGCCCAUUUGAAACUUUUCAAAACUGUUCUUAUUGCUGAGAGAAUCGCCAUCCAUAAGCCACGAAAAGAUCAAUGCGAUACUUGUGUGGGACACAAAUGCGGAACUGUGAGUGAAGAAAAUUACAUUGCUCAUCAACAGAAAAAAAACCCUGCAAAGAAAUAUGAGUUACCAUCCAACUUUGACUCGAUUAGACCAGGAAAGAGAGUUAGAGAUCCUGUAGUUGUCGAUAUCAGACAACUGAAAUACUUACCUAAUAAGGAAGUUUACUUCACACUAGAUCAUUCUGAAGAAUGGACUGUGAUGCCACGACGGCGUGAAAACCAAAAAAUGGAAAUUUAUAAGGAACAGCUUUACAAAACUCAACUACCCAUAUCAGACGACAAAUAUAAACAUCUGCAGGAACUGAAAUCCGUAAUGGAAAUGGACCACCAUGCUUUUUAUGAUGUGCUACCGCAUCAACAGAAGAAAAAGAAAUGA